GUCUUUGCGUGGGGCUUCAAGGAUGGUCAAAGGCCAGAAAUCAAUUUUGCUGUUCUUGCCUGUCUACAAAACCCAUUGCAAAGCGAGGGAGCAACCUGCUGUUUCCACCUCUGUGGCUCCUGGCGAAGUAGGCUCGCUGCCACUCCUUGGGAAGAGAAAAUAAUUUGGAGACCGUCGCAGCCAGGAAAAAGGCUCAUUUCCCUCCUGCUGCUGAAUCUGCUACGUGCACCAGAGCAUUUGAGAGAGAGGAGUUGUUUGCUAGCGGAGACCCUUCCUCCAAGGAGCACGGAUCACCUACCACCAGUUUAGAGUUGUAGCAGAAUAGGCUGGGGGACAAGGGUUUCCCCAAGAUGAUCUGGUGAAUUUCAUGAUCACGGAGUUUGAAUCCGGAUUGCCUGUCCCGGCAGUCUUCGUUAUGCAAGCUUUGCAUCAAGAGUCUUUCUCCUGCACGUUUUCUGGUGGAGGGGAGUGCUCUCUUGCAUCAAGCUCCUCCACAGCAGUGUUUUCCAACCUUGGCAGCUUUAAGACGUGUGGAUUUGAGCUUCCAGAAUUCCCCAGCCAGCAUGGAUCUGCCAGUCCAGAGUUCUUGCUGUCAGCGGCGACUUGGAAUUCACAUUUGUGGAAUCCUGGUUAUAAUGUAUAUCUCCUGCAAGUAAGAAGCUCUUACCUUUGACUCUUUCAGGUCCUAAAAUCUGGACCAGCCUCAGAGGUCGAUCCAGAUCAGGCUUCAUCCAGGACUGUCCCUUAAGGAUGUCCCAGAACGUGCAAACCUUUGGAAUGUUUUGUAGCACUUUCCUGAGCAUGAAUUCAGAAUGAAGCGGCGAGUGGAGGAACAGGAGUCACCUGUAUAUGCGUCACAGCAGAGACGUAUCGCCAGCAGUGCCGAACCCUUCCAGCACCAACAUCGCGUGCUUGCUCCAGCCCCUCCUGUAUAUGAGUCUGUUUCGGAGACCAUGCAGUCUGCUACUGGGAUCCAGUACUCCGUCACUCCCAGCUACCAGGUGUCAACCGUUCCACAGAGCUCCAACAGCCACGGGCCCACUUUAGCCACCGUCCAUAGCGGGCACCACCACCCCACCCCUGUUCAGCCCCACGGGAGCCAAGUGGUGCAAAGCCACGCUCACCCGACCCCACCAGCAGCACCAGUCCAGGGGCAGCAGCAGUUCCAGAGGCUGAAGGUAGAAGAUGCCCUUUCCUACCUUGACCAGGUGAAGCUGCAGUUCGGUAGCCAGCCUCAAGUCUACAAUGAUUUCUUGGACAUCAUGAAGGAGUUUAAAUCUCAAAGCAUUGACACUCCAGGAGUGAUCAGCCGUGUCUCUCAGCUGUUCAAAGGUCACCCAGAUUUGAUCAUGGGUUUCAACACCUUCCUGCCUCCCGGGUACAAAAUUGAAGUCCAGACCAACGACAUGGUGAAUGUAACAACCCCAGGGCAGGUUCACCAAAUCCCAGCCCACGGCCUCCAGCCGCAGCCCCAGCCUCAGCCCCAGCACCCGUCUCAGCCUUCAGCACAGUCUGCUCCCACCCCAGCACAGCCAGCGCCACAGCCGCCACCUGCCAAGAUCAGCAAGCCGUCUCAGCUGCAGACACACACGCCCACCAGCCAGCAAACUCCUCCAAUCCCCUACGCGUCCCCUCGCUCUCCACCAGUGCAGCCCCACACGCCUGUGACAAUCUCUCUUGGAACCACACCGUCCCUCCAGAACAAUCAGCCAGUUGAGUUUAAUCAUGCCAUCAACUAUGUCAACAAGAUCAAGAAUCGUUUCCAAGGACAGCCGGACAUUUAUAAGGCUUUUUUGGAGAUCCUCCACACGUAUCAGAAAGAGCAGCGAAAUGCCAAGGAAGCUGGUGGGAACUAUACCCCAGCGUUGACUGAACAGGAAGUCUAUGCCCAGGUGGCACGCCUCUUUAAGAACCAGGAGGACUUGCUCUCCGAAUUCGGGCAGUUCUUGCCAGAUGCAAACAGCUCAGUUCUCUUAAGCAAGACCACUGCAGAGAAAGUGGAGUCAGUGAGAAAUGAUCACGGGGGCACCGUUAAGAAGCCCCAGCUUAACAGCAAGCAGCAAAGACCCAAUCAGAAUGGCUGUCAAAUCCGGAGGCACGCCACCACAGGGGUAACCCCUCCAGUGAAGAAGAAACCAAAGCUCCUUAAUUUGAAGGACCCAUCCUUUGUAGAAGCUGGUAAACACGGGACAGAGUCUCUGUUCUUUGACAAGGUCCGCAAGGCAUUGCGCAGCACAGAAGCCUAUGAGAAUUUCCUCCGUUGCCUAGUCAUUUUCAAUCAGGAGGUGAUAUCCAGAGCUGAGCUGGUGCAGCUUGUUUCUCCAUUCCUGGGAAAAUUCCCAGAGUUGUUCACUUGGUUUAAAAACUUCCUGGGCUACAAAGAAUCUGCACAUCUGGAGACCUUUCCGAAGGAGCGAGCCACAGAGGGGAUAGCGAUGGAGAUAGACUAUGCUUCGUGUAAACGACUGGGCUCCAGCUACCGAGCCUUGCCCAAAAGUUACCAGCAGCCCAAAUGUACAGGUCGGACGCCGUUGUGCAAGGAGGUUCUGAAUGACACCUGGGUCUCCUUUCCAUCGUGGUCCGAAGAUUCUACGUUUGUGAGCUCGAAGAAGACUCAGUAUGAAGAACAUAUCUACCGAUGUGAAGAUGAACGGUUCGAGCUGGAUGUGGUCUUGGAGACCAACCUAGCAACCAUCAGAGUCCUGGAGACAAUACAGAAGAAACUGUCCCGCUUAUCAGCUGAAGAGCAAGCCAAAUUCCGCCUUGACAAUACCUUGGGGGGCUCCUCAGAGGUUAUCCACCGCAAAGCUCUGCAGAGGAUAUAUGCCGACAAAGCUGCCGACAUCAUUGAUGGUCUUCGGAAAAACCCAGCCAUUGCGGUUCCCAUUGUGUUGAAAAGGUUGAAAAUGAAAGAAGAGGAGUGGCGAGAAGCUCAGAGGGGAUUCAACAAAGUGUGGCGGGAACAAAAUGAGAAAUACUAUCUGAAAUCCUUGGACCAUCAGGGCAUCAACUUUAAACAGAACGACACCAAGGUCUUAAGAUCAAAAAGUCUCCUCAGUGAGAUUGAGACCAUUUAUGAUGAGAGGCAAGAACAAACAUCUGAAGACAACGCUGGCCCUCAUCUGUCUCUGGCCUACGAGGACAAGCAGAUUCUGGAUGACGCUGCCUCUCUCAUUAUUCAUCACGUGAAGCGGCAGACGGGCAUCCAGAAGGAAGACAAAUACAAAAUCAAGCAGAUCAUGUACCAUUUCAUCCCGGACCUCCUCUUUGCGCAGCGAGGGGAACUCUCCGACCUGGAGGAGGAAGAAGAGGAAGAGAUGGACGUGGACGAAAGCUCUGGGGCGGUGAAGAAGCACAACGGGGUGGGGGGCAGCCCCCCCAAAGCCAAGCUGCUGUUCAGCAGCACCACAGCUCAGAAGCUGCGCAGCAUGGACGAAGUCUACAACCUGUUCUACGUGAACAACAACUGGUACAUCUUCCUGCGCCUUCACCAGAUCCUGUGCCUGCGGCUGCUGCGAAUAUACACCCAGGCAGAGCGGCAGAUCGAAGAGGACAGCCGGGAAAGAGAAUGGGAGCGAGAAGUGCUGGGCGUGAAGCGAGAGAAGGGCGACAGCCCUGCCAUCCAGCUGCGGUUGAAAGAACCCAUGGACAUUGAAGUGGAAGACUAUUACCCUGCUUUUCUGGACAUGGUGAGGAACCUCCUGGAUGGCAACAUGGAUUCUUCCCAAUACGAGGAUUCUCUUCGCGAGAUGUUUACCAUUCACGCCUACAUUGCGUUCACCAUGGACAAACUCAUUCAGAGUAUUGUUAGACAGCUCCAGCACAUAGUGAGUGAUGAAAUCUGUGUGCAGGUGACAGAACUCUACCUGUCUGAGAGCCACAACAGCGCAACGGGAGGCCUGCUGACCUCACAGUCAUCUCGGUCCCUGGUGGAGACGGCUUAUCAGCGCAAAGCUGAGCAGCUCAUGCAGGAUGAGAACUGCUUCAAGAUGAUGUUCGUUCAGAGUAGAGGCCAUGUUCAGUUAACCAUCGAACUGCUUGAUACAGAAGAGGAAAACUCUGACGAUCCUGUUGAGGCAGAGCGUUGGACUGACUACGUGGACCGGUACGUCAACUCGGACUCCACGUCUCCUGAAUUGCGGGAACAGCUGGCCCAGAAACCAGUGUUUCUGCCCAGGGCCUCUCUGCUUCUCAGGAACCUGCGGCGGAUCCGCAAGUGUCAGCGGGGUCGGGAGCAGCAGGAGAAGGAUGGCAAGGAGGUGCUUGGCAAGAAGACCUUGGAGAAUGUGGAGAGCUUGGACAAGCUGGAGUGCAAAUUCAAGCUGAAUUCCUACAAGAUGGUCUAUGUGAUCAAGUCGGAGGAUUACAUGUACCGGAGGACCGCACUGCUGCGCGCCCAUCAGUCCCACGAAAGAGUGAGCAAGAGACUGCACCAGCGUUUCCAAGCCUGGGUGGAUCGAUGGACCAAGGAGCACGUAACCCGUGAAAUGGCAGCUGAAACUAGCCAGUGGCUCAUGGGGGAAGCUUUGGAGGGCCUCCUGCCCUGCACCACCACUUGCGAGACGGAGGACUUGCAUUUUGUGAGCAUCAACAAAUACCGCGUGAAAUACGGCACAAUAUGUAAGACGCCCUAAACUCCGGUGGGGGAAGAGGGAAACAGGAGCGUGUUUGGUUCUGGGGGAGGGGAGGAGCGCACGUGUGGGCGCGCAUCACAAAAAGUAAGGAAGAUGCCUUCUUCUCCCCGCUCCCCCUUCCUUGCGCGUCUCCGUAACCGCCACUUCCCGACUCACUCAGAUCUGAGGCCUCCUGCCGCCCCAGUGCGGUUGUUUUCACAUCAGUCUUGUGGAACUGAAGCCAGUCCAGCUGCCAAGGAGCUGAGAUCGCUGCGCAUGCGCCAAGGCGUGUGAGGUAUGUGAGUAGCCCCAGGGAGACCCACUUGGCCUCUACCCACCAGCAGCAGCGAGGAUCCUCUGGGGUACUCAACGAGAAUUGGUGCGUGGAAUUCCCCCCUCCCCCCCCGACAUCGCCCUUCCUCCCGAAAGAGACAAGUUUUAAGGCUAGAAUAUUUUAAGGAAUGCCAGAAGUGCUGUGUCACUAGUCUCCACGGGACUUGGCGGCAGACGUUUUGCAAACUUUGGUCAGCUUCCUGGGUUCCGCAGGCCAGUGGUCCGACCCGUCGGCUUCUGGACCUGCCAUUUCAACUUUCCUCUACUCAUCAGUUGUGUUCCUGUGACCAGGACUCCUGACUUACCUAAACCAAUUAAGAUCAGUCUGUUCUUUCUAGUGCCAGUGGAACUAUCGUUUUAUUUGGGUUUUAUUAUUAUUAUUACUAUUAUUAUUAUGUUUUGUACCUGCUUGUUUACUAGCCUCUUGAUGCCAUGCACCAGCUUUCCACACAAACACACUCUUCUGUCUCUCUCUCUCACACACACGCACACACACACGCACACAGAGUAUCUUCUCAGACACACAUGCACGCUUUUACAAUAGCAGCCACAACCAAUUUUAAACUGGUUCUCCCCCCUCCCCUCCUUUUUUUGUAAAUAAAUGUACAUAUUUGUCAAUUUUGGUUUUUUUUUUUUUAAUUAAAGAAUAAGUGUGCUUAAUGUGCUAGUACAACUCUUACUAGCCUUUUGAGUACCAGAUGGUUUCAGGGUUUAGUACUUACAGGCAAGGGCGGCAAAGUCAUUUUAUUACACUUUCUACCAAAGGGAGUUGUCAUUGUAAUGCUUUGUGUGAAAGUUGUUUCUCCUUUUUGUAAAAACAAACCAAAAAAACCCACAAAAAAAAAAACAACAGAAAUGAACAAUAAGAAGAAGAAUCUAUUUUGGUUCUUCCUGGGAAAGAGGUGGGACUUGCCUGGACCCUUCGCUCUGUUCUGAGAGGUUGCUACCAGCUUUUGCCAGGAGAUCUACUUGAUCUACUUGCCGAGGGAUCUACCCGAUCUGUUGGGUGCUUCACCAUGAAAAGAUGGAAAGGCAGCUUGUGCAUGUGUGAGAGGGUGAGAAUGAGAGGUGUGAGAACACACGUGUAUUGUAGCUUAACACUGACUGUAUUUCAAGCAGCCUGUUUGAUAUAUGAAUAUACAUAUAUACUUUUUAAAUAUCUCUCUCAUUCUCACUAUGGUUUUUUGGUGGGUGGCUUUGUAUCCACCUGGUCUUCCAGCUCAGCCGAUCGGCACUUUUGGAAAGUGUGGCUGGGCUCCUAGUUGAGGAUGACGGCGCUUUUUGUGCGAAUUUCUCUGCCGUAUUGGGGAAAAAAAAUACUGUAAAUACCAAACCAGUAUUUAACAGAGCUGCGUUACUCUACACAUCUGGGUGGAGACAGGUCCAUAAAUAUUUAAGAGGAUGGAAUGAAGGGUGUGUUUCAGCUUUGGGAUAAUUUCCAAGUCAAUGUUUUUGGAAAAAGAAAACAUCGGGAAGGCAGACAGAGAAACCGGAAGGUGGUUCUACCGAAACUGCCGUAGAACUUGUGAGCAGCCAUAAAGUUGUGGCUCUGCGCUCUCCAAGAAGACAUGUACUUCCCUGCACAAAUCGACAAAGCCAAGCCAGCUGGGGUGGGGGCAACCCACGGGUGCUGGGUUUUGCUUUCCCCCCAGCCUGCUCAGUUUCGGCGUGUUCAGUCCAGCAGUCUCUCAGAACAGUCUUGUGGUGGUCCAAGGCAACGGGACGGAAAGGAGAAAAAACACCGGCAGGGAUUCUCUCCUGCCACUCGAAAGAGGGGGUGGGCGCCAGCAGGGCAGGGAGGGGAAAUGCCCGAGGGAGGCAGGGCAGCAGCAACUCCUCCGAGCCAGAAUCCAAUAAGCAAAGUCUUUAGUAUGCCAGCAAUAAGCUAACUUACCCCGACGCUCCUCCCCUCGCCCUGUGAAUGAGGGGUUGGGAAGGGGGGGCUCAGCAGGGCCACUGCGUUCUGUUCCACUCGGCUUGGGUGCUUCCCUGCACUCCACUCACAAUCCUCUCGAGCGGUUCUGUCCCUCCACUCCCAGGCGGGCUUUCAAAAAAAGGACGCGUUGGGAAACAGUCUUCUCAAGCAGGUUUUGCCCGAGACCCUUCCUGAGCAGGGCAGAAUCCUUGCAGCCCCCAUGUCUGUGGGGACAGAAUCACCUUCAACAGUACCAUAACCCCAGACCUCCCUGUUAGCGGGGCUUCCCAGUGUUGCUUUUCUCUCUUUUCCUCCCUCUUUCCCAUAAUCCUGAUGUCUGACAUCUAAGAUCCAAGGUCCAAUCCUAGCCUGUGCCAAGAGCAAAAGGUGUUCCUUCCAAUUUUAAAAUGGCUUUCAUAUUCUGUAAUGUGACUCCUCUUCUUCUUCCUCUUCUUCUCCCUCCUCCUCCUCCUCUUCUUCCUCUUCCUCUUCUUCUUCCUCUCCUCCUCCUCCUCCUCCUUUUUGCCACCUAUUCAUGUGAUGAUUUCUAUACAGAUGUUGUAAACUUGACUGUAGUGCAGUAUGUCCAUUAAACUAUCAGGGCUACUCGUGUACCAAUGUGGUUGUCUUCUGAAGAAUUAAACUCAUUUCAUCAUGAAAUUUUAAACCCCU
This is a messenger RNA of Python bivittatus (Burmese python), 7533 nucleotides long. RefSeq names its product SIN3 transcription regulator family member A (gene SIN3A). Gene Ontology annotation, cellular component: Sin3-type complex; chromatin. Gene Ontology annotation, biological process: negative regulation of transcription by RNA polymerase II. The record is from RefSeq and is a predicted model, not a curated record. Gene Ontology annotation, molecular function: transcription corepressor activity. Lineage: Eukaryota; Metazoa; Chordata; Lepidosauria; Squamata; Pythonidae.